AUGAUGCUUCAAGAUGUUUCAGAUCUGAUGCUGUGCAGAGUAUUCCCGGCCACCCUCAAGGGGUCAGCGCAGAAAUGGUACCUCGGACUGAAGUCCAAUACCAUCGGAACGUUUGCAGAACUGGCAACGGCAUUCAAAGGGCGUUUCCGCACGAACAUCCCGCUGCAGAAGAACUCAAGUGAUCUACGGAAGUGCCGACACGGUGAAGGCGAGACGUUGAAGAACUUCGUGGAGAGAUUCAAUAAAGAAGCAGUCCAGAUAGAGCACCUAAACCAUGAUACAGCCAUAGAGGCCAUGAAGAUGGGAACAAGGUUCGAACGACUGAGAGAUAAGAUCUUAAUGAAAAAGCCUUCCACUUUCCAAGAAUUGAUGGCAAUAGCACAUAAGUACGUAGAACUGGAUGAGGCAAGAAGAACGCUGACAAAACAAUAUGAGGAAGACAAACCAGAGAGAUACCGCAGUAGAGGAGGAGACGACAGAACGCAGAGGUUUGGAAGAGGAAACAAGCCAUUUGACUUCACACCUUUGAAUAGAGCACCAAUGGAAAUAUUCAGCUGGAUGAAGAACAAUAGAGUCAUGUACAAUGCACCCAGAAAGCUACACCCAGACAAAGAGAGAGACAAGAGCAAGUAUUGCAGAUUCCAUGAAGGAUAUGGCCACGACACAGAUAGAUGCUGGGACUUGAAACGGGAGAUAGAACAGCUGAUCCAGUCAGGAGUAUUGAAGAAGUUUGUACGCACAGAAGGAAGUGCAGAAAAAAGGAAACCAGAACAUGUGGAAAAAGAAGAGGCAAACAAAAGAUUCAAAGAACCCAUGGGCGUGAUCAACAUGAUAGAAGGGGGGGAACCCUAUUCAAAGGCACAGAAGAAGAAGAUACGUAAGGGCGUGUACUCGAUAAGCACUAGAACAUCCGCAGAGGAGCUGCCAUUAGUCACCUUUGGACCAGAAGAUGGGAGGCAUGUGCAGGAACCACACAACGACACGCUAGUAAUCAAAGCAUUGAUUAACAAUUUUAGAGUAAUGAGGAUCCUGGUGGACGAAGUAAGCGCAGUUAACCUCCUUACCUUGCAAGUCUUUAGGGGGAUAAGAGGAUCGGUAACGGAUCUCAGACAGGUUUCCGUGCCGUUGGUUGGCUUAGGAGGAAAGCCUAUCAGACCUGAAGGGAUGGUAGAGCUGGAGAUAAUUCUGGGAGAAGCAAAAGAAGGGCCACUGAAGACCAUGACAGCAGUUUUCAAUGUAGUGGAUAUCCCUUUGGCAUACAACGCCAUUUUGGGAAGGCCUUUCCUGUACCAGUGUGGCGCAGUGACCAGCAUCAAAUGGCUGACACUUAAAAUUCCGGACGAAGAAGGGAUAGUAACCGUAAAAGGGAGCCAGUUAGCCGCACGAGAAUGCAACUUGAUCACUGAAGAAAAAGGCAAAAGUCUGAACAUUGAGGCAUUCCCUGAGGAUCCAGAAGAAGAAGAAGGAGAUAGGAAUGCCCCAGUGGGCAACGUGAGGGAAUUCCAGAUCACCCAGAAGAAAGCAGUGAUGAUCGGGACAGAAAUACCAGAGGCUGUGGCUGUAGAGAUCAAAAGUGUAUUACAGAAGAAUGGAGACACCUUUGCCGCAGAUGCCUCAGAAGUAGUGGGAAUAGACCCAACGAUAGCAUCCCAUAAAUUGACUGUUUAUAAAGACGCCAAACCAGUAGUACAGAAGAAGAGACGGUUCGCAGAAGAUCGUAGGAAGAUCAUAGAGGAAGAGGUCAGGAAGUUGGAGGCAGCCAAGUUCAUAAGGGAGGUGAUGUACCCGGAAUGGGUUGCUAACGUCGUCUUGGUGAAAAAAGCAAAUGGAGGAUAUCGCAUGUGCGUAGAUUUCACGGAUUUAAACAAAGCAUGCCCAAAGGACAACUAUCCGCUGCCGAAUAUCGAUCAGCUGGUAGAUUCAACAGCUUGCUACCAGCUGUAUAGUCUCGCAGACGCUAAAUAG
Mercurialis annua (annual mercury) is the source of this 1965-nucleotide messenger RNA. RefSeq lists its product as uncharacterized. The record is from RefSeq and is a predicted model, not a curated record. NCBI's taxonomy places the organism in Eukaryota, Viridiplantae, Streptophyta, Magnoliopsida, Malpighiales, Euphorbiaceae. The transcript has a single exon. Bases 1 to 1965 code for a protein of 654 amino acids.